AUGGCACAUGUGGCUCUUUUUUAUUUGGAGCUACAUCAGAUGGAUAUCAAGACUGCGUUUCUCAAUGGAGACAUUGAUGAGACGAUUUACAUGGUACAGCCAGAAAACUUUGUGUCAAGAGAUCCAAAGUCUAUGGUUUGUAAGUUGAAGAAAUCCAUCUAUGGUCUCAAACAAGCUUCUCGCCAAUGGUAUCACAAGUUCCAUCAAGUCAUCACCUCGUACAGUUUUGAAGCGAAUGUUGUUGAUGACUGUGUCUAUCAUAAGUUCAGUGAAAGUAAAUAUAUCUUCUUGGUAUUAUAUGUUAAUGAUAUUCUGCUCGCUAGUAGUGAUAUAGGCUUACUGCAUGAAACCAAGAAAUUUCUGAUGAAGAAAUUCGAGAUGAAAGAUCUUGGGGACGCCUCUUUUGUAUUGGGUAUUCAAAUACUAAGAGAUCUUUCUCAAGGUAUCCUUGGAUUGUCAAAAAAGAGCUUUAUCGAUAAAGUUUUAAGUAGAUUUGACAUGAAAGAUAGUAGACUAGGAGACACGCCCAUUUCUAAAGGAGACAAGUUUAGUUCCAAACAGUGCCUCAAUAAUGAUCUUGAAAGAAAAAAGAUGCAGAAGAUUCCAUAUGUGUCAGUGUGUUUGCGCUGCAUUAAGGAAUCUAGAAUGACUAAAGAAGGACCAGUUGGAAAUAGACAUGUCUCAGAUCACAUUUCCUGUUCAGAAUAUGUGGUCUAUAUAGUGACGGACAAUGCUGCAAACUAUGUUGCCGCUGAAAGCAUAUUAGCCCAGAAGGAUCCAUUAAAAGAAACGGUAACAUCUAGCGAGUGGACUUUAUCAGCAUAUGCAAAGGAAAGUAAAAGAAAAAGAUUUGUUGAUGAUGUAUUUGAUUCUGUAUUUUGGAAAGAGUGUGCUACUAUUGUGCAACUUACUAAGCCACUCGUUCGUGCUCUAUGGAUUGUUGAUAGUGAUGAAAAGCUUUCGAUGGGCUACAUGUAUGAAGCUAUUCAUGUGACAAAAAAUGAAUUACAUUUUAAUGAUCUUGAUCUUGAUUGUGAUGGAAAUGAUGACACUGGAAAUGAUAAUAAAAAUGAUACAAACAAUGGAAAUGAGGAUUUUGGUAUGAUUGAGAUUCUAUCAUUGGUACAAGGCGAAGGAAUUGAAGAAUUUAUGGCUGUGACCCUAGCAUGGAUGCACUCUAACUCUUCUUAA
Messenger RNA from Olea europaea var. sylvestris, 1191 nucleotides. RefSeq lists its product as uncharacterized. The record is from RefSeq and is a predicted model, not a curated record. Lineage: Eukaryota; Viridiplantae; Streptophyta; Magnoliopsida; Lamiales; Oleaceae. The transcript has 5 exons. Bases 1 to 1191 code for a protein of 396 amino acids.